Molecule: messenger RNA, 477 nt
Organism: Meriones unguiculatus (Mongolian gerbil)
Lineage: Eukaryota; Metazoa; Chordata; Mammalia; Rodentia; Muridae
Product: eukaryotic translation initiation factor 1-like
Exons: 3
Coding region: 1-477 (158 amino acids)
Biological process (GO): translational initiation
Cellular component (GO): eukaryotic 43S preinitiation complex
Molecular function (GO): ribosomal small subunit binding; RNA binding; translation initiation factor activity
Source: RefSeq, a predicted model, not a curated record
AUGGUCCACAUUUCAGGAGACCGAGGUCCUCUCUCAAGGUUUUUGGCCUACAUUGCUUUGGAAGUGGCCGAACCUGCAUAUUCUCACUUCAACAAUCAUCCGCCUUCUGCAGGCCGUUUCCACCAAGGAAACGCUAUCCAGAACCUCCACUCUUUCCACCCCUUUGCUGAUGCAAGUAAAGGUGAUGACCUGCUGCUUUCUGCUGGCACUGCCGAUUAUAUCCAUAUAAGAAUUCAAAUUCAACAGAGAAACGGCAGGAAGACCCUUACUAUUGUCCACGGGAUUGCUGAUGACUUUGAUAAAAAGAAACUAGUGAAGGCCUUUAAGAAGAAAUUUGCCUGCAAUGAUACUGUAAUUGAGCAUCCAGAAUAUGGAGAAAUAAUUCAGCUACAGGGUGACCAACGCAAGAACAUAUGCCAGUUCCUGAUAGAGAUUGUGCUGGCUAAGGACAGUCAGCUGAAGGUUCAUGGGUUUUAA